AGUCUUCAAGAUAUGAGAUAUUUGUAUAUGAUCGAAACGAAAUAAAUUCUUUAUUUUCUUGGUUCAACCAUAUGAUCGAUAUGUAUCUCUAUGUUUAACUAGUUUAACCAGAAAAUUGUAAUUUACUAAUCAAACUAAACAUUGAUUACGUGAAUAAAACAUCAAUUAAACAAUAAUCACAUGAAGGGAAUGGGAAGAAUUCAAUCAGUAGUUAGAGAAUUUAAUGAUGAACUAAAUAAUAGGAUGUCAUCAUACGCACAUGAACACACAAAGGGAAAAAUGAUAUUAUAAUUGAAAAAAAUCACCAUUUACUUACCAGUAAAAUCAAGUGAGGCUCUGUUAUUUUCAUCGCUGGUUUAAAUUUCACCCAAAAGAAGAUCAUUGGGAGUUAAAAAGUAAAACAUAAAUUGAUGCGCAAUAAUAGCAACCAUUUUUUUAGUAUGAUGCGAUAUGAUUGAAUUUGAAACAAGUUACAGAGAGAGAGAAAGAGAGAGAGAAAGCAAAAGAAAAAGAAAGAGAUAUGUGGUUUAUUUUGCAAGUUGCAGUGCAUGGCCUCGGUCAGUACAAUCGUGAUAAAAUCCUGCUAUCAGUUUUCUUUCUUUCUUUCUUUCUUUCUUUCUUUCUUUUUGGUGGUGAAUCUAUCAUGAACCUACAUGUCUAUAUACUCAAAACACUUCAUCAAAUUUCAAUCUUUCAUCUAAAUUCUAACUUCAAAUCUUUUCAUUCUCACUACUUAAAUAACGAGUAUACUUGUGUAAUGAAAAGAGUAUAAUCUUAAUAGCUUUAUACUCGUUACUUAAGCAAUGAAUGAAUGGGUAUUGAAAAGGGUAUUAUAAUGUUAAUGGAGGUAUUCAAUUGAAAAAAAAUGAUAGAUAUAUGAAAAUGAUAGGUAUGAGGUGUGUAAUGGGGAGUGCAUGAAAAAAAUUAGAAGGGAAUAAAAAAGGGAGACAAUCCCACAUCCAUGAUAAUAUUAUUGGAUGCAGGGUCAUAGUCAUUCUUUUGUUAGUGUACCCACCAUUUAUUAUCCUUGUCUUUUGCCUCCAUUCCCUUCUCUCUGCUUCUUCCCAUCCACUAAAUAUACUCUUUUCCCCAUCUUUCCCUCCACUCAAUACCCUCAAUUUUUGUCACUCAUUUCACUUCUCUCUCUCUCUCUCUCUCUCCCUCCCUCUUUUCUCUCUUCUUCUUCUUCCAGUUAGGGUUUUGCUUCAGCUUGUUCAGCAGAGCUUUGCAGAAUUCAGUGACUAAAUCACCCUCACAAGUUAGUUUAUCAAAGGGAAAGGAAGAAGGGUUUUAAAGCUUUCUCACUGGAAAGGUAAAAGGGAGUUGGUUUUUUGGUGGUGGUUGUUUUAUUUAUACUUUUCUUUUUUCUUUUGAAUUGAUUCCAAAGAAAAGGCAAAGACCUAGAUCACAUAAGAGAGGUAAGUUUAUGUAGCUCUCUUUGUUUUGUAUGAGUAAAAGAAAUGCUAGAAAAAUAAUAAAAGUCGUGUUUUGGUUUGUUUGUUUGUUCUUAUAAAUUUAGUUAUUUUUUCUCUAUCCAUAGGUAAGAAAAAGGCUAAAAAAGAGAGGAAUUAAUCUAGACCCUUUGACGCGUAUGGGGCUAGGUAGAGCUUAAUUUAGGGCUCUCUCUUACCCAUUGGGUUAUAUCAUAUUUUGACGUGUGUGUGUGUGUGUGUGUGUUGAAGAAGAAUAUGCACAUAAAAUUCUGAUCACCUUUACUUUGUUUCACCACUGUCAUGUCUCACCUUCUUCACCUGAAUUGCAGAAUUUUGAAGCCUGUCUUUGUAGCUGCGUUGCACGCAACCUACUUUCUUCUCAAUUUACACUCUGAAAAAGAAAAAGAAAAAAAAAACAGAAACAAAGAGACAGUAUAUGCAACAAGCUUCAAAAGAAUCCAGAGAGAAGGCAGGAUGGCAUCAUCAAGUUCUUACAACUCUCCCUGUGCUGCUUGCAAGUUCUUGAGAAGAAAAUGCAUGUCAGGUUGCAUUUUUGCUCCUUAUUUCCCACCAGAAGAGCCUCAAAAGUUUGCCAAUGUGCACAAGAUCUUUGGGGCCAGCAACGUGACAAAGCUGCUGAAUGAACUUCUGCCUCACCAAAGAGAGGAUGCAGUGAACUCUCUUGCGUAUGAGGCCGAAGCCCGAGUCCGGGACCCGGUCUAUGGCUGCGUCGGAGCCAUCUCCUUCCUCCAAAGGCAAGUCCAGAGGCUCCAGAAGGAACUCGACGCUGCGAAUGCCGACCUAAUUCGGUACGCAUGCAACGAGAUACCUAAUGCAGGAGUAAGUCAUGUGGUUCAACCAAGCCCUGGUGCUCGCCCAAGAGCUUUGGAUCAGUUUCAUACAAGUUCAUCAACUGGGUAUUACAAUCAACAUCUUCCUGCUUUUCCCAUGGCUUAUCCACUGCCUUGGAAUGAAAACUCUCCUGGAAAUGACAUCAAUGAAGGAGGAGGGGAUGGCAAUAUUUGAAGAAAUCUUCUCCAAAAAAAAAUCCACAAAAUAGGGUUUUUUCAACCCUAAAGAGAACUUCUCUCUUCUGGUAUGUCACUUCCUCAUAUAAAUUAUAUAUAUAUAUAUAUAUAUAUAUGAUGGUUUUUCUAGCUAGCUUCCCUCAUUCACAUGGACAUUUGUCUAGCUGGAUGACUUAGUAAAUUUAAUUUUUCUAGUAUCAUUUAGAGGGUCUUGAGAAUUAGUUUCUUAAACCCCAUUAUCACUCUCCCAUUUAAAAUCCAAAACAAGUUCUCUGAGUUAUGUUCUUUUUUUUUUUUUU
Cucurbita moschata (crookneck pumpkin) is the source of this 2760-nucleotide messenger RNA. Its product is annotated as LOB domain-containing protein 25-like. The record is from RefSeq and is a predicted model, not a curated record. Lineage: Eukaryota; Viridiplantae; Streptophyta; Magnoliopsida; Cucurbitales; Cucurbitaceae. The coding region runs from base 1734 to 2459 and encodes 241 amino acids. The transcript has 2 exons.